Molecule: messenger RNA, 747 nt
Organism: Drosophila kikkawai
Lineage: Eukaryota; Metazoa; Arthropoda; Insecta; Diptera; Drosophilidae
Source: RefSeq, a predicted model, not a curated record
UGUUUACUUUCAGAGGUGGUGACACUAGUUAAAUGUCACAGAUUUGAGUUUGGGGAUCAGAACCUUGUUUAAAACAUUUCCAAAUUUGAAUUGUGAACGCUAUAAACUACAUGGCGAGCAGGGAGCCUCCACAAACUGCGAUCGUCAUUAACUUGCUGAUCGGCGACUUGGUUCAAGAUGCCGUAAACGAGCCGCUCAAGUUGUCUAGGCAGAAGGACACCUGCCAGCGGCUCUUCGACAUUUUGGGCUUCCAGGCCGACGACUCAUUCGAGAACAUGAACGGCAGUGAAGUCCUGGAUACACCAAGCGCUUGCACCCUGCAGAGUAGUCCUAAGCAGGGAUCGGUCGAUGUCAAUCGAAGAACGUGGCACAGUUGGCUAAACAAGGCAUUGGAGGAAGAAUGUUCAGAGGACGAAGAUGAAAUCUUUAGGAAGGAUACACCGCUUAAGAAGUUUGAUUCCACCUCGGUGCAAACGGAACAGCCUCGUUUCCACAUACGAAGCCGUGUGGAUCGCCACCGUCUGCCUCCACUCGCUCCCUGCGAGCUGACGCGCCAAACGAUCUUUAUUGACGCGGUAUCUGUGCCUUUUCCGAACGUGAUAAGCCGGCCACCACUAGCGGAUCGCGUCUGCUACAUGUUGACCGACUUUGCUUCAGCGCUAUAUUGUAGCCUCGCAAUCAUGUGUUGUUGCACACCGAAUAUCUUGAGAUGAAUAUACCAGCGGCUUAGUUAUUUGCUUUACCAAA